AGAAACUUGGGUGAUAUUUCUUAUUAAAUGCAUAGACUGGGUGCUUGGUGAAAGCUUAUACUGGACCACAUCUAUAUAAACAAAUCUCUUUGACUCAUUUCAGGGGACAGAAACACCCCUUGAUCAAAUCCACUGCAAAUUUCUCUGUAAACUCUACAAGCAACUUCUUGUUUCCAAGAAAUGGAUUGGAUGGGUCCUAUUUCUGUGUUGUUCCUGUUUGCCCUUACACUUGCAUUCCUUUGGGAACGGAAGAAUUUCUGGAAGAGCCGUAGCCAAAAGCUCCCACCAGGACCACGCCCAUUACCACUUAUUGGAAACCUCCACCUACUGGAUCUGAAGAGGCCUCACACAACCAUGAUGAAGUUCUCUAAGCAGUACGGCCCUGUCUUCAGCAUCCAAAUGGGAACCCAGAAAAUGGUCAUUCUGGCAGGCUACAAGACUGUGAAGGAAGCUUUGGUGAACCAGGCAGAUGCCUUUGCGGACAGGCCCGUGAUGCCAGCGUUUGAAGACCUUGAACACGGCAAUGGUGUUGUUUUUGCUAAUGGAGAGAACUGGAAAGUGAUGAGACGAUUUACGCUAACCACGUUAAGGGACUACGGAAUGGGCAAGAAGACCAUAGAAGACAAAAUUGUUGAGGAGUGCCACUUCCUAAUACAGAAGUUUGAAUCUUUUAAAGGGAAACCGUUUGAGACUACUAUGAUUAUGAAUUCUGCUGUUGCCAAUAUUAUAGUAACAAUAUUACUUGGCAAGCGAUUUGAAUAUGAAGAUCAAACAUUUAUAAGAUUACUGAAUUUGAUGAAUGAAAACAUCCGCCUCAUGGGACAGCCCUCAGUCAUGCUAUACAACAUGUUCCCUGCUCUGGGUUUUCUUUUUGGUGGUCUCAAGUCUGUCCUUAAGAACAGGGAUAAACUGUACGACUUCAUACAGGCCACCUUCAUCGAACACCUCAAAGAACUGGAUGUGAAUGACCAGAGGAGCUUCAUCGAUGCUUUUCUAAUCCAACAGCAAGAGGAAAAGAACAAGAACCAGAGCAAUGCAUUUUUCCACAAUGAAAACCUAAAAGCUCUUGUGGAAAACUUAUUUGGCGCUGGCAUGGACACCACUUCGACUACCUUGCGUUGGGGCCUGUUGCUGAUGAUGAAGUACCCUGAAAUUCAGAAGAAAGUGCAAGAAGAAAUAACAGAAGUGAUCGGAUCAGCUCAGCCGCGGAUAGAACACCGAGCAAAAUUGCCCUACACAGAUGCGGUGAUCCACGAAGUUCAGAGGUUUGGUAAUAUUUUCCCUAGUGGAGUGCCACGUGCCACCAAUGCAGAUGUCACUCUUGGAGACUACUUCAUCCCAAAGGGAACACUUAUCAUCCCAUUAUUGCACUCAGUGCUGUACGAUGAAUCUGAGUGGGAGAAACCCUUUAAAUUCUAUCCUGAGCACUUCCUUGAUGCUGAAGGAAAGUUUGUUAAGAGAGAGGCUUUCCUACCUUUCUCUGCAGGUCGGCGAGUGUGUGCUGGAGAGACCCUUGCCAAAAUGGAGCUCUUCCUCUUCUUUGUGAGUCUCCUGCAGAGAUUCACUUUCCAACCAGCCCCUGGGACUUCUAAAGAAGAUCUGGACCUGACUCCUGUAGUUGGGCUCACAGCACCUCCAAUGGCCUUCAGAAUCUGUGCUUUGCCGCAUUCUUAACAUCCCACCAUGCUU
Molecule: messenger RNA, 1689 nt
Organism: Heteronotia binoei (common prickly gecko)
Lineage: Eukaryota; Metazoa; Chordata; Lepidosauria; Squamata; Gekkonidae
Product: cytochrome P450 2K6-like
Exons: 9
Coding region: 181-1674 (497 amino acids)
Biological process (GO): xenobiotic metabolic process
Cellular component (GO): cytoplasm; intracellular membrane-bounded organelle
Molecular function (GO): iron ion binding; heme binding; oxidoreductase activity, acting on paired donors, with incorporation or reduction of molecular oxygen, reduced flavin or flavoprotein as one donor, and incorporation of one atom of oxygen
Source: RefSeq, a predicted model, not a curated record